ACAAAGCUGGUUAGGAGUGACGGACAGACGGGUUGGGUCUAAGUGGCUCAAAAACAAAGGUUGCAUGGAAUACUGUCAGUCUAAGAGAUCAAGUGUCCCACACACUAAGGAUAAAAGAAUGGCUGAACCGUUAUUCAAGCGAGUGUGUCAAGACCCUGGUAGAUGGCUUACAGACAACACUACGUACAUAGAUCCAAAUGCUGUCAGAAACACAAUUAUUCAUGGUUUAUCUGAGCCUCUGGUGUUUAGAAGUUACCUCACACCUAGGUAUGAGGGCCAGAGUUCACCUCACUGGAAAUGUAUGCAGUGGGAUCCUGCAGAUUGGGGUAAACUGUUCAAAGAGACAGUACUUAAGUUUCGGAUAGGCACAAGAGUAAAGGAAAAGAACUUACUGUCUGCCCCACAGUGGGAGGCCUCAUGCUCCACGGCCAAUAUGACAUUUUCAGAAUUUUUGCAGUGGUCGAGAGGGGAGAGGACUUGUUUAACUUCCUGUAAACAAAAAGUGAACUGUGAUGAUCAUUGGGCUUACUUUGAUUAUUUUUAUAUGAAGGACUUGGAUCUUGUUAACCAGAUGAAAGGUGUUUUAGAUUGGAGUUUAUUUGGUUAUUCUGAUAGAGGAGUUAAAGAUAGCACUCUGUGGAUUGGCACACCAGGGGCCAAUACUCCUUGUCACAUAGAUACUUAUGGGUGUAACCUUGUAGCUCAGGUAAUUGGUAGAAAGAGAUGGGUAUUAUUCCCUAAAUCUCAGUCACAGUAUCUGUCACCCACACGCAUCCCCUAUGAGGAGUCGAGCAUAUAUAGUGAAGUUGGUUUUCCUUGUCCUAGUUUGGUCUCCCAUCCCAAGCUGCAGUUUAGUACUCCAUAUGUGGUCACACUAGAACCAGGUGAUGUAUUGUUUGUACCGAGGCAGUGGUGGCACUUUGUAGAAAACCUGGACUUUGCAGUGAGUGUAAACACCUGGUUGGAGCUUCCUUCCGACUGUGAGGAACGGAUUAAGGAGUCUCUUGUUAUGUUCCAGGUUGCAAGUCUCUGUCAGGGAGUUCAUUCUCUUGAACUUAUUAGCUCAGUGUUUAACCCUAACAUGAUGGACGUUGCCACCAUGACAUCUUCUGAAGUUCUGAAAAUCUUGGCCCACCGUGUGUUUCAGUCCUCGGAUGGCAGACACACUAGUGUGGCUGAAGGUGGUGACAAGAAUGCAACACUGGGUGGAAAAACUUCAAAAGAAAGAGAGACAGCAAAACAGUUAUUACUACCCAAAGAUGGGAAGAGCACAGUGGACGAAGGAGUCUUUGAUGUUAUUGAGUGGAGAAAUGAUGAGUGGUGUGUAAAUCACAAUAUUGAGAGAGUUGCCAGCAUGUCAUUCUCCAAAUACAUGCAUCUGGUUGUGGGGUGUGAUGAAGAGGAAAGUAAGAUGUUGUGUGUAGACAAAGAAAAAGUACGUAACAAGACCAAAGGUGUUGAUAUUAGUGAAGAUGAUUCUGUCAUUCAGUGUUCACAGCUUAAGCUCCUGGUGGAUGCCUUCACUGAUCAAAGAGUGAUUGAUAUGUUAAAAACAGUUAUAGAUGAAAAGUUAGAAAUUAAUUAAAAGUUAUCUUUUGUCCUUUUUUUAUUAAGACAGCUGAGUCUUAUGAUGUAGGAUGAGAGAGGAUAAUUAUAUAUAUUUUGUGAAUUGUUAUUAUGUACCUACAUUAUAUACAGUACAGUAUAUAUAUUGUAGUGUACUUAAAUACUCUAGCUACAGUGUUUUAGUUUUGCCUGCGAUAUCACAAAAAGUGAGAUGUUGGUUUAGCUUUUGCAACAGAAGUGUUGAUGAUGGCAUUAGUAAUACUGUAUAGGUACUGUAAUUAAGUUUCUCAACAAAUCACAGACAGUGUGUACAUGUGGCCACACUUUUCAAGUUUACUGUUAUUAAUAGAUUGUUUUGUUUCGAGAACUGUCAUGAUAAUUAUCCUCCACUCAGAGCUGGUGUUCGUUGCUUAAAUCAGCUUAGUGUGUGUGUGUAAAAUUCUUUAGAAUGCUUGGUUGCUUUUACAGUAGUUGUCUUUGUAGGGUGUGGAAAUUUUGACAUUAAAUUUAUAGUCAGAUCUUUGAUAAACUUAUGAUUUUGUUACUGUUCUCACUUAUCUUUUAUCUUACAGGACAAUGAAUCUUAUGUGUGAAGUAUAGUGAAUACUGUACAAGGAAAGUUGUAACAAGAUUGUCUGAAUUGUGUUAAGUGAAGCUGAUACUGACUGACUAUCCUGAGAGAAAAAAUUUAAAGGAAGCAUACUGUACUGUACUAAUUUUUGUUUGUAAUUGAUGAUGGCAGAAGAGCUUUUAUCACAUUUUGUGUAUCUUGGGAAUAAAAGAUAACAUUUA
Messenger RNA from Homarus americanus (American lobster), 2358 nucleotides. RefSeq names its product HSPB1-associated protein 1-like (gene HSPBAP1). The transcript is spliced from 2 exons. Gene Ontology annotation, molecular function: 2-oxoglutarate-dependent dioxygenase activity. Bases 65 to 1585 code for a protein of 506 amino acids. The record is from RefSeq and is a predicted model, not a curated record. Lineage: Eukaryota; Metazoa; Arthropoda; Malacostraca; Decapoda; Nephropidae.